CUACGCUCCCCUUGGCUCUGUACAACAUAUAUCAUGUGCUAAGAGUGAACAGCCUUCAGGUUAUCAUGACACAUCUUUACUCUUCUUGCAUAAAUAUAUAUUUUUGUCAUUUUCACUUCUACUCUUAAAAAUUUAGAGAUGGUUGAAGCCUUAUGGAUAGUGCCCUUUCAAACCAAGGACAAAGACAACACCACCAACAAAACCACCAACAGCUCAAGCUUUGUCUUCCACUGGUAAAUCUCAAAAGCUCCAAUAACCCAAACCCAUUUUCUCUACUAAGCUUUUGGGUAUUAAAAUCACUUAGAAGUUUGUACAGUAGAGCUAGAGUAUCAAAUGGGUAUUGCUUCAGAAGGUUACACUUCACUGGUAUGGUAGUGAACAACACUGUAUAUUGUGCUUCACCUUGUUUGAUAGAGGCUAAAAUGGAAGGAUUAGUUGAGAAAAGGGAAGAAAUGGAAGAAAGACAAGAUGGGUUUAGUGAAAAUGGGCAUGAGAUUGAGGAUUUUGUGGGUGAGAUUGAAGAGGAGGCUGGAGAAUGUAGUUCAAGUUCUGAUUUUUUGGCAUCAGAGGCAACUGUGAAUGAAGAACAGAGUCAUAGUAGCUCUGAGGACUCAUCUUCUCCACCUUCAAUGGGUUGGCCUAUUCAGAAGACUGAAGUGCCACAUUGUGCCAGUUCUGAUGUUUCUGAAGAGGUAGAGAAGCCCCAACGGGAUGAUAGAAAGUUGGAGAAACAAGGGUCAUCAAUGCCAGAGACUGAGAUGAUGAAGGAAAGGUUUUCUAAAUUGCUGCUUGGAGAAGAUAUGUCUGGAUGUGGAAAUGGGGUUUGUACAGCAUUGGCCAUCUCAAAUGCAAUUACUAAUCUGUGUGCUACACUGUUUGGGCAACUCUGGAGAUUGGAACCUCUAGCACCUGAAAAGAAAUUGAUGUGGCGGAGGGAGAUGGAGUGGCUUCUUUGUGUUAGUGAUCACAUUGUUGAGUUGAUACCCUCUUGGCAGACCUUUCCAGAUGGAAGCAAGCUUGAGGUUAUGACCUGUAGACCCCGAUCGGAUCUUUAUGUUAAUCUCCCAGCUCUGCGUAAACUAGAUAACAUGGUUCUGGAAAUAUUGGACAGUUUUGAAAACACAGAAUUCUGGUAUGUCGAUCAAGGUAUUCUAGCCCCAGAUGCUGAUGGAUCAUCAUCUUUCCGACGACCCCUUCCACACCAAGAGGAUAAAUGGUGGCUACCAGUUCCGCGAGUCCCUCCUGGUGGUCUAAGUGACAUUUCAAGAAAGCAGUUGCAGCACAAACGUGAUUGCACAAACCAAAUACUAAAAGCUUCUAUGGCUAUUAACAGUAUUACUUUAGCUGACAUGGAUGUCCCUGAAUCAUACUAUGAUUCUCUUCCCAAGAAUGGAAGAGCCUCCUUGGGUGAUCUUAUUCAUCGAUAUAUCACAUCAGAUCAGUUUUCAUCUGAAUGUCUUCUUGACUGCCUUGAUUUGUCUUCUGAACAUCAUGCUCUAGAGAUUGCAAACCGAGUAGAGUCCUCAAUGUAUGUGUGGCGCCGAAGAACCAACUCAAAACCACUAACAAACCGCUCCAAUUCAAAAUCAUCGUGGGAAAUGGUCAAGGAUUUGGUAAUUGAUGUAGAUCACAAGAGGGAAUUGCUUGCAGAAAGAGCUGAAAGCCUUUUGCUUUGCUUGAAGCAGCGAUUCCCAGGCCUGCCUCAGACAACCUUAGAUAUGAGCAAAAUCCAAUACAACAAGGAUGUUGGCAAAUCCAUUUUGGAGAGCUACUCAAGAGUCUUGGAGAGCUUGGCUUUUAAUAUUGUUGCACGGAUUGAUGAUCUACUUUACAUGGAUGACAUGACGAAGCAUUCAGAUCAAUUCUUGUCACUCUCUCAAGUUGGUGCAGUCGCUCAUAAAAGAGUUGCAAUUCCAUACUCAGUGCCUGUCUCGAGCACUCCAUAUAAAACAGCUUUUACCACCCCAAGCUUUUCACCUUCACUGCUAGUUAGCCCUGCAAAGGGAGGAAAUUCGCCAUCCCUCACUAGCAACAAGCUUCUCCAUCGUGGGUUUGGGGUGAAAAAGGUUUUGACAGAUUAUCUUAGUAUUGAUACAAAAGGGAAGGACUACACCAAUCAAGCUGAGAGAUCAGAAUUAUUUUCAAGCACCAAUCGAGUUGAAAGAUCAGAAUCAUUUUCAAGCACCACUCGAGAAGCAUCAGCAUCUAAAGCUGGAGUAGAAUCUAUUGAGAAUUCAAAAGAAGGCAGCUUUCUGAAACAAAAUUUAGCUGUGGAAGAAUGAACCUUGAGGCUUUGAGCCACUUUAUUGAGAAUUGGCCUCUUCAGCCAUCUCCUUCAUGUACGUUAUCCAUACAUGUAAAAAGUUUACCUGCAAAUUUUAUCAAUUUACUCCA
Molecule: messenger RNA, 2394 nt
Organism: Cornus florida
Lineage: Eukaryota; Viridiplantae; Streptophyta; Magnoliopsida; Cornales; Cornaceae
Product: rop guanine nucleotide exchange factor 7-like
Exons: 7
Coding region: 153-2282 (709 amino acids)
Molecular function (GO): guanyl-nucleotide exchange factor activity
Source: RefSeq, a predicted model, not a curated record